This is a messenger RNA of Tupaia belangeri chinensis (Chinese tree shrew), 2087 nucleotides long. RefSeq names its product STEAP2 metalloreductase (gene STEAP2). The record is from RefSeq and is a predicted model, not a curated record. Lineage: Eukaryota; Metazoa; Chordata; Mammalia; Scandentia; Tupaiidae. Gene Ontology annotation, cellular component: plasma membrane; endosome. Gene Ontology annotation, biological process: copper ion import. Gene Ontology annotation, molecular function: cupric reductase (NADH) activity; ferric-chelate reductase (NADPH) activity. The coding region runs from base 418 to 1890 and encodes 490 amino acids. The transcript has 7 exons.
GGGCCCUCUCUGCGCCUCUAGGCGCAUAGCACCGGGAGGCGCGUCACUGCGAGGCCGGCCUCCGCUCGCUUCUCUCCCUCCCGCCUCUCCGCUUUUAAGCUAUCCAGCCAGGGGAGGCGGAAAAGCAGCCGGACGCGGCAGCUACCCUGCCCCCGCCGGCCGGAGGUGCGGUCCGUAGGCCCGGGAGCCCAGGCGGGCCCCUGGGGAGUCCGCACCGCUCUCGGAGAGCUGCAAGACUCGCCCCUUCCUGGCGCAGAGGGCGCGGAGGAAGUACUGAGGUUGGGCCCAGGUGAAAGGAGGCCAGGAGAGACAACGUCCCAGGUCCACAGGACAUAGGAUGCCUGAAGAACUGAAGAGAGGAACCUCCUUGUGAAACCGAGCAAAGAUAUUCCUGGUGAUCCUGGAAGAGUUUGUAUCAUGGAAUCAAUAUCUAUGAUGGGAAGCCCUAAGAGCCUUAGUGAAACAUUUUUGCCUAAUGGCAUAAAUGGUAUCAAAGAUGCAAAGAAGGUCACUAUAGGUGUAAUUGGAAGUGGAGAUUUUGCCAAAUCCCUGACCAUUCGACUUAUCAGAUGUGGCUAUCACGUGGUCAUAGGAAGUAGAAACCCUAAGUUUGCUUCUGAAUUUUUUCCUCAUGUGGUAGAUGUCACCCAUCAUGAAGAUGCUCUAACAAAAACAAAUAUAAUAUUUGUUGCAAUACAUAGAGAACAUUAUACCUCCCUGUGGGACCUGAGACAUCUGCUUGUGGGUAAAAUCUUGAUUGAUGUGAGCAAUAACAUGAGGAUAAACCAGUACCCGGAAUCCAAUGCGGAAUAUUUGGCUUCAUUAUUCCCAGAUUCCUUGAUUGUCAAAGGAUUUAAUGUUAUCUCAGCUUGGGCACUUCAGUUAGGACCUAAAGAUGCCAGCCGGCAGGUUUAUAUAUGCAGCAACAAUAUUCAAGCUCGACAACAGGUUAUUGAACUUGCCCGUCAGCUGAAUUUCAUUCCCAUUGACUUGGGAUCAUUAUCAUCAGCCAGAGAGAUUGAAAAUUUACCCCUCCGACUAUUUACUCUCUGGAGAGGGCCAGUGGUCGUAGCUAUAAGCCUGGCCACAUUUUUCUUUCUUUAUUCCUUUGUCAGAGAUGUGAUACAUCCAUAUGCAAGAAACCAGCAGAGUGACUUUUACAAGAUUCCUAUUGAGAUUGUGAAUAAAACUUUGCCUGUAGUUGCCAUUACUUUGCUGUCACUGGUAUAUCUGGCUGGUCUCCUGGCUGCUGCUUAUCAGCUUUAUUAUGGCACCAAAUACAGGAGAUUUCCACCCUGGUUGGAGACCUGGUUACAGUGCCGAAAACAACUCGGAUUACUAAGUUUUUUCUUCACUGUCGUCCAUGUUGCCUACAGCCUCUGCCUACCAAUGAGAAGGUCAGAAAGAUACUUGUUUCUCAACAUGGCUUAUCAGCAGGUUCAUGCAAAUAUUGAAAACUCUUGGAAUGAGGAAGAAGUUUGGAGAAUUGAAAUGUACAUCUCUUUUGGCAUAAUGAGCCUUGGCUUACUUUCCCUCCUGGCAGUCACUUCCAUCCCUUCAGUGAGCAAUGCUUUAAACUGGAGGGAAUUCAGUUUUAUUCAGUCUACCCUUGGAUAUGUUGCUCUGCUCAUAAGUACAUUCCAUGUUUUAAUUUAUGGAUGGAAACGAGCUUUUGAAGAAGAGUACUACAGGUUUUACACACCACCAAACUUUGUUCUUGCUCUUGUUUUACCAUCAAUUGUAAUUCUGGGUAAGGUUAUUUUACUCCUUCCAUGCAUAAGUAGAAAGUUAAAAAGAAUUAAGAAAGGCUGGGAAAAAAGCCAGUUUCUAGAAGAAGGUAUUGGAGGAACAAUCCCUCAUCUCUCCCCAGAGAGGGUUACAGUAAUGUAAUGAUAAAUGGUGCUGAUUCCAUAUAAAGCUCUAACUCAUGUCAUUAUUUUUACUACUUCCUGUAUAUUCAGUUGCAAAUGCGCUGUCAAAUUACUCUGGUUGAAACCUAUUAACAUGAGAUUUCAGCCAAAUUAGAGGUAGAAUUUUCUUUAGAUUAAUUUUCAUAAAUGUUAUAUUUUGCCAAAAUAAAUUUUAUA